AUGAUUGAGGAGAAGGACUUCCAAGCCCUUCUGGCGGCUGCACGCCUUCCACCGGAAGGACACGAGUCAAAGGUGUUGCUGCUGAGUGGUAUGCUGAAAGUCGCUGCUGCAGUUGGCGGCGCGGCGCAGUUUGCAGAAUCCUUGAGCCUCAUGGCACAGCCAGCGUAUCGCGAUGUGAAGAUCAGCAUAGAGACAUUUCACGAAGUUCUCACGCAGUUGCUUUUCCGUGUACCAACGCCUGCUGCCAUGGUGCGCAUUGCCUUGAACCUGACUAUCCAGAAGAAAGCUGAUAUCGUGCCUCUCCUGCCCGUUGAUCUUGGUGAUGGGCCCAGUGAGCAUGAGCUUCAUGAACUCUUCCGGGGCUGCCGCCCAUGUACAGAAUUGUCAGCUGACAGCUCAGAGUCGGAGAUCGUCACCAGCGCAUGCAAUGCCUUGGAGCAGGUGGCUGUAGAAGAUCUGCUGGGCAGGGUCGAGCUAAAGCCUGCCGCGGCAGGCUUCGUGGACUACUACAGCCAUUUCCUGCCGAUACUUCACUUAGACUUUCUGGAGGAGCUACGACAGAACCAGCGAAUGCUGGAAAGGCCCCGCCAUGCUGUGCGGCGCUUAAAGCCAGAGCCCAGUGACGAUGGAAAGCUGCUAUUGCUGAAGGUAGCUGCAGCCCAAAUGUCUGAGCUCGAUGUCUCUGCUGGGAAUGCGCUCUUGCUCUCAAAGACAGGCAUGAGUGUACUGCAUGGAGGCGCUAUAUGCUUUGCGCCUAUCACUUACUCGUCGUCACUUGGACCAUUGGCAGAAGUGGCGUUAGAUGUCGGAGGGAAGCCGAAUGUGCGAGAGAUUUGUGAAAAAGAGGAGCUCGUGGAUGUAUACUCUGCGGUGAAUGUAGUGGCAUACAAGCGACAACUUGCAGCACUCGAGAAAGUGGCUACUGCUGAAAAGAAAGGAAGGUUUCCACUGUGGGAGUUGCUGCCCUUGUGUGGGGUGGGCGGUGAUAUUGUGGACUCUUGGGCCAGCAAGAUGAGAAGCAAGCUGUCGAAUGGAAGGCCAGGCAAGGUUGGUGCGCUGGGUGGCCUGCCACAAAGUGAGAACGACGUGAGCGUGCUGAAAUUGAAGUCUUUGGCUGCAGAAGACCCCAGCAGCCUGUACAGCCGGCAGCUCUCAUCCCCUUCGAAAGAGCUCAAUGCGUCGCAGGCGCAGGCUACAGAGGCUGCGUUGCAAAGGCGUCUUACGGUGAUCCAGGGGCCGCCUGGCACAGGAAAGACCCACGUGUCGGUUGAGAUUCUCAGACUCUGGUCACGCAUGGGAGUUAAGCCCAUUCUUGUGACGUCUCACAACAACGUGGCAGUGGACAAUGUCGCCGAAAUGGCUUUUGCAAAAGGUUUGGAUGUCGUUCGUAUUGGCAGGCAAGACCGCACCAGCUCAGCUCUAGAUCAUUGUUCCUUAAACUCCAUUUUGGACGAAAUUUGCGGUGAGGACGAGGGGCCAUCGUUCAGAUUUUCGACAGCACUUCGGGUCUUGAAAAAUGCCGACGUAGUUUGCGUCACCACAAUUGCAUCAGGCACCAAGCUCUUGAACAAAGUGGCCUUUGGUGCGAUUUUGAUGGAUGAAGCUGCUCAAACAACAGAGGUGUCGGCAUUGGUGCCCCUGGCCCAUCUGCGUGCUGAUCGCUUGGUCCUUGUUGGAGACCACUGCCAGCUGCCAGCCACAGCUUUGUCACUCGAGGCCGAGACACGUGGCCUGACCCUUUCCCUUUUCCAGCGCCUGGUAAUGAGAGGAUUCCCUUCCUACUUUCUCGACACACAGUUCCGCAUGCACCCGGUGAUUGCGGAGCACAGUUCUGAGGCAUUCUAUGACUCGAAGCUCCUGUCAGGGGUGUCCGCUGCAAUGAGGCCUCCACCUGCAGGUUUUGAAUGGCCUUGCCCAUCAGAAGGACUGGCUUUCAUCGACACUGGUGGUUCUCAAGAUUGUUCCGAGGAGAGGGACAGGCUGUCGUGGUGCAAUCCUGGUGAAGCCGUUCUGUUGACACAGAUCCUGGCCAGCAUCCUGAGCACCGGUGAGUUGGCAGCAUCUCAGAUUGGAAUUGUCACCCCAUACAUGGGCCAAGUCCGCACACUUCGACGCCUGAUUGACAAAUACCUGAGCCUAAGUCCAGCGGCUUCCCAAGAACUUCUUGUUGCUUCUGUCGAUUCGUUCCAGGGCCGCGAGAAGGAGCUAAUUCUGUUCAGCGCGGUGCGCUGCAACAAGGCAGGGCAUGUUGGCUUCCUGGCUGAUUGGCGGCGCCUCAAUGUCAUGCUCACGAGAGCACGGAGGGGCUUGAUCAUUGUGGGCGAUCGCUGGACUCUGAGGGCUGACCCCUUUUGGCGCACAUAUGUAGAUUGGGCCGAGAGAAGGGGCUAUGCUCUGGAUUUUAGUUUGCCCGAGACAGCUUCCUGA
Symbiodinium natans is the source of this 2427-nucleotide messenger RNA. Lineage: Eukaryota; Dinophyceae; Suessiales; Symbiodiniaceae. The record is from the annotation of a GenBank genome assembly.